UCAAUCUUCAUACGCGGGUUUGCUACAAAUAUAUCCAUAUACAUUUUAAAAUUUUUCAAGCAGUAGACCAGGCAGAUUUUUUUUGCGGCCACCUAGAUGUGAAUUCCGGGAGAUGCAGUGCACAGUUUGAAUACAAUAGGAUAUUUUUUACCUAGAAGGAUAAGCUAGCUUUUAGGGCGUAACGGAGGAUUCAUUAACCAAAACACUUCCAACGUCGUACGUUUAGAUUCCAACGUUUGAAGCCAACGCCGUAUCACUGCUUAAAGUGGCCAUGAGAGCCAUCAUCAUUAAAUGCUUUUUUUUCAGUGCUACGGGAACAGAUAUACUCAAGUUGUGUUGCACAGAUAUCCAUGCUUAACAUGCAUUAAAAAAAAACUGUUUUAUCUAUGUUGUAAAAAGAAACAUUUGGUAAUGGCCUAGUAGCCAGUCGCUAGUUAUAUUAAAAAAAGCUAAUUAUAAAUAUCAUUAGCUAUACAGGUACAGUGAACAUGUUUCAUCGCAAAACAGGGGCGUGGCGAAAUUUGCGGGUAACGCUCUAAUGUCACUUUUCCCGCCCAAGACAGCACGGAGCAUUUUCGAUUACUUUUUUUUCCAUACUUAUGAUAUAAUUAGUAGAAAUUCUCUGGGAUAUUCGCAGGUUAUCACUAAUUUAUGUAUAUUAUAGUCGACUAAGUGUUAUCAUAUAUAGUUUGAAAUUAUGGACAGUGUAUGAAUGUAUCGAACGCUAGUAAGGUGGUGAACAACAAAGGAAGUAUCCUAGACUCGUUCUAGAAUCGAAUACGGUGAUUCAGUUGUUUAUUUCCGUUGACAUAGCAGCACACGACCUUAUCUCAGUUUACCAGUAUCACACCACACAACUCAGCAGGUACUUCCAAUAUCGGAACAGCAACCGUCUCAACUCUACGCUCAUCGAUACAACGGCUAAAUAGCCUGGCGUCAAUUAGCUCGUGAUCUUUCCUCACUCUCGUAUAUAUCGGUUCAUCAUAUGGACGCAGCUUCGGUGCCACACAACUGGCAGGAAAUCCUCAAACGGCCGCCAAAUUUCAACUUCAAGAUCAGUCAUCCCUCUCUAGAUCCUAUACAGAUCUUAAAUGAGGUCAAAUUGAGGAACCCGACGACGGAUCAGGUCACAAUUGCAGUGCUCUAUAAAACUGCUUUGUCCCAAAAGAAGAACUUCUAUUUAGUGAAUCUUCAGCGAGCGAGGUCUUCUGCGGAAGCCUACCAGCGGCAGAUGAAACAAGUGCCCAAGGUUAUCAUGGACCAGUUUGAGGAAAAUGAAUCCGCUGUCAGAAUUCUCGAUUCACUCGUUCCCAAACUUGAAGAGGCAAUUCAAGAAGCAAAGAAAGCGAUGGCCAUUGCGCGGAAAAACGCUGAAAUUGCGCAAAAUGCGGGCACCAGUCGCACACCUGUUGUCGAAAUCAAUGAGACGAUGGAUGACGACGAUGAUGUUCAAGUAAUAGGCGAAUCGUCAAGUGCCUCAGGUCGACGCGCAAAAGGAUCAUCUAGUGGGCCUAUUAUCGAGGAGAUUGUCGAUUGAUUUUACUGAAGAUACGCAAUGCAUACUAGCGUAGUUGGGGAUAAUGAACGGCCAGCAGAAAGGACUAAUACUGGAAUACUGGUCAUAGGAGGCGCGAGUGGUCAGCAAGUGACAAAAAAUUAGAAAGGUCACUACUAAAUUGGACUAAGUA
Messenger RNA from Varroa destructor (honeybee mite), 1688 nucleotides. RefSeq lists its product as uncharacterized. Lineage: Eukaryota; Metazoa; Arthropoda; Arachnida; Mesostigmata; Varroidae. Gene Ontology annotation, molecular function: ATP hydrolysis activity; ATP binding. The record is from RefSeq and is a predicted model, not a curated record. Gene Ontology annotation, cellular component: nucleus.